GAUUCACUACAUUCUGGCUUGGCCCUUCAUCACCUGCUGUUAGAGAUAGUAUAAAGACGUUAGCUAAGCUAUCAGAAGUUGCCAAAUUGAUCUUUUUUGGAUAUAUCUGUAUUUUAUUGUAACUCAAAGUGCUGUUUCAGGAAUAGAUUUUAAACCGGUGUAUACAAGCUCACAGUUUUAUUUAUUUUAUUUGGAUAACAAGAUACAAAAAUGUCACGAUUUAGAAAACAAGAAUACAAAAGGCAGGUGAGCGAGGAUCCAGAUAUUGAUAAUUUGUUGGCAAAUCUCUCUCCGGAGGAAAUGCAAGAACUGCAAAUUGAGUUGGAUGUCAUGGACCCAAAUUCCAAUGUUGCUGUCGGAUUGAGACAGAGAAAUCAGACAGAGAAGCAGCCCACAGGAACAUACGAUCGAGAGGCAAUGCUCACUUACUGUGAGCAAACAACUAGGAAGCUGAUAGAGAGAGAGCUGUCAAUUGACGAAGGACAAACCCCAGAAGAAUUAUGUAAACAAUCCACAUCUAAUGAAUUUGAAAAUAAAGCAGUUAAGGAGCUGGAUAAUGAAAAUAUGAAAAUAAGUGAAGAAACUGCUAAAACAAAGGGGAAAAAUGGAAAAAAGGAAAAAUAUGAGGACAGUGGAAAGAUCAAAGACAUCAAGGGCAAAGAGAAAGAGGAAAGGCUGAAGAGCAAAGAAGUGAAAGGAAAAGAUAAAGAGGAGAAAGAGAAGAGCAGGGAGCUGAAAGGAAAGGGAAAGGAAGAAAAGUUGAUUAAACCCAAAGAAGAAACACCAAAGGAAACCACUAAAGAGGAAAAAUACUCCAAAACAAAGAGUGAGACAAAAGACAUUAAGAACAAUGAAAACUGUUCCAGCUCUUCUGUGACAAACUCUAGCAAAUGCUGUUCAACACAAUGUAAAGAUUCAUCCAGCCCACAAAAUCUGGUGGAGAAAAAACAGCCAAAAGCUUCAGAAACACAAGCAACAACUUCGACCAUUUAUGAUGAGCCAAUAGAAAAAGUAUGGAACAACGAUCCCGAAUUAACUGAAGUGAACUUAAAUAAUGCGGAGAGAAUAACCAAUGAUAUCUUAAUACGUUUUGCUGAUGCGCUGAAAGAAAAUACUGUUGUGAAGACCUUUAGCUUUGCCAACACUCACGCUGAUGACCACGUUGCUUUUGCUGUUGCUGGUGUGCUAAGGAUAAACAAAAGCAUAACAAACCUCAACCUGGAAUCCAACUACAUCUCUGGCAAAGGUGUCAUUGCCAUCAUGAGAGCUUUGCAACAGAAUAAUGUCCUGACGGAGUUCAGAUUCCACAAUCAGCGUCAUAUAUUUGGAGGACAAGUUGAGAUGGAUAUUGCCAAACUUUUAAAGGAAAAUACCACUCUUCUCAAGCUGGGCUACCAUUUUGAGUUGGCAGGGCCACGCAUGACUGUGACAAACUUACUAAGUAGGAACAUGGAUAAACAAAGACAAAAACGUUUACAGGAGCAAAGACAGGGCCAAGCAGGAGACAAAAAGCAAGGGCUUGAAGUUCCAAAGACUCCUGGCAUGCAAAAAUCACCCAAACCUUCUCCUCAAUCUUCCCCAAGAAGUUCACCAUGGUCAUCCCCUAAACCAACCCCAAAGACGGCUGCAACUCAUGCAACACCACCUGCUCCUCCUCCUCCUCCUCCCCCAGCCCUGCCUGAAAAAGCCAACUCUGUAACACAAAACCAUAAAUUACAAAGUAAGAGGACUGGAGAAGAACAUGAAGAGACCAAGAAGCUAAGAAAUUCCUUGACACCUGUAUCUGAAAGAAAGUUGGAAGAUAGACCACCAGCUCAAGAACAAAAUUCAAGAGAUCAGCUUCUGGCUGCCAUUCGAGGGAGCACUAUGAAGAGUUUAAGGAAGGUUGAAGUUCCAAAGUUACUACAGUAAGAAGAUGUGCCAUUGCGUGCUGUGGAGAUGCCCCGUUAAUCCAUAUAUAAAUCAAAUUCACUAUUGUAGCCAAAGCAUCAUUGUUAUUCUCAUUCUGAUCAUUUGAAGGACUUAUUGUUACAUCAUUGCUUGAGGCCCUGUGAAAAGAUGGCAUCAUUUCUAAGAACUCCUUCAAGCAUUGCUUGAUCUCUUAUUUUCAAUGUCUCACUACUUUUCCAGUGUGUUCCACACUUCUGACAAUUCUUGCAGAUAGCUCUGCUUUUUCUGUUAUAACAGCUUUUCAUUGGUAAUUAGCUAUUUUCUGAUGUUCCCAUCUCAAUCCUUUGUUUACAUUUUACCGCUAUUUUCAUUUCACAUCUUUUGUAAAAUACUUAAGUGAGUGUCAAGUUUUUGAUACAGAUUUUCUCUUAUGUCUCUCUCCUGCUACAACAACACUCACAAGAUAUGAGCAUUUUUAACCCUCUUCCUUCCAUGCAACCUAUAUGCCACUUGGUCAGCCCUCCUAAUUUUUACGUGUCAGUUUACCUUUCUUCCCCUCAGAACAGUAGCUUGCCUGAUGUCUUGUAAUUCUCGACACAGUGUAAUCCUCAAGCUGGCCCUCCACGAUCGGAGGGACGGACUUAUAAUGAUGGUUAAAAAGCUUUAUCAGUCUUCUUAGAAAUGGGUCCUAUAAGAUAAAACUCCUAUUACCUAUUUCUCUUGAAUCUUACAUCGUUUUGUUUGCAAUGACUAUUUUUAGUGAAAAAAUAAGAGCAAUGUCUUAAUCCUAAAAGAAUUGUAAAUAUUUGUCUAGUUUGGUUUUCUGUGUAAUAUUUUAAUAUGUAAUAUGUGAACAUUUGUAAAUGUAUGCUUCCUGCACACAUGCUAUCAAGAGAUACACAGUGGCAAUCAUGUAACUUCCAUUCCAUGCCUGAUGUAUCAUAUAUUAAAGACAUCACUGAAAAUACAAUAAACAGCACAAUAAAAAGGCUGCCAGUU
Messenger RNA from Carcharodon carcharias (great white shark), 2889 nucleotides. RefSeq names its product leiomodin 1b (smooth muscle) (gene lmod1b). Gene Ontology annotation, molecular function: tropomyosin binding; actin binding. The transcript has 3 exons. The coding region runs from base 211 to 1911 and encodes 566 amino acids. NCBI's taxonomy places the organism in Eukaryota, Metazoa, Chordata, Chondrichthyes, Lamniformes, Lamnidae. The record is from RefSeq and is a predicted model, not a curated record. Gene Ontology annotation, cellular component: striated muscle thin filament; myofibril. Gene Ontology annotation, biological process: pointed-end actin filament capping; muscle contraction; myofibril assembly.